AUGCUCUCUUCUUAUUCCAUUGAUAUUAUUUUGAUGGUGUUCUGUUUCGUUAGUCUUAAGAGAAAAAAACGUAGUGUUUACUGUUUAGAACAUUUUAAAGUUUACUUGAACACACUCACGUACAACACUCGCAUACCCUGCAUUUCUAGGGUUCACUUCCUCGUUCUUCCUCUUCAGGCUUCCGGAUUCAAAUACGAGAUGUCACAACGAGGUGUUUGGCAGCUUCAAAAGCUAACAGUGAGCUACUGUAAUUGGGGUGGAAGUAGUAGGGGAAUUAGGGCAUUUAUGGAAUCUCACUUGCAAGCAUUUAAAGAAAACAACCCUCAACUAGAGGUGGUUACCGAGCUUAACCGUGGUCAACACCCAUUUCUAAAGGGAUCAUAUAAGAACAAGAAUGAGCGCGUUGUAUCUGUGAUGAACAUGACUCCAGAAGAUGUGUUGCUUUGUGCAACAAGGCUUAGAAAUUCACUUGGAAGAAAGAUAGAGAGAGCAAUUGAAAUCUCUACGUGGGUGUCUACUGUCUAUGGUAAAACAAAGGGGGAGAGAGGUAUCGAGCAGCAGAAGGAGAUCGGGAGGGGUGGGGAAAAGGAUUGCCUCAACAUAGUAAGGUUCAAGCUUUUUGAUUUACGAUUUCCCAUCUACAAAUUUGGAUUUUUUUUUUAUAUGACUAUAAGUUGGGGAACAAUCAGGGAAUUUCGGGGAAAAAAGAUAAUCUAUCUGAUGGAUCUUUAUGUAAGGGUGAAAACCGAUUUAGUAGCUUGGGUACAAUGUUUAUAG
Lactuca virosa is the source of this 777-nucleotide messenger RNA. NCBI's taxonomy places the organism in Eukaryota, Viridiplantae, Streptophyta, Magnoliopsida, Asterales, Asteraceae. The record is from the annotation of a GenBank genome assembly.